AUGUCUGAAUCCCCCGACAACGACCGUCGCGAACGGCCGUUGCUUUUCUCUGCGGUAAUCCAAGCCAUCCCCGGUUCUACAAUCUCUAGGAAUCGCAAGUUGCGCCAUUUGCAAGGCCUCUCAGUCCGAAAUUUAUUCAUCACGGCGCCGAACCGGGCGCGUGGGAAGACCAUCGACGACGACGAUAUCGAUUAUUCUUCAAAAUCUCCAUCCAAGCUUGGAGCUCAGGCGGCCGAUCGAUCGGUGACUCAAUCCCGCUCGUACACUGACCUUAAGUCGUUAUCAUCAAACAAACAGUCUGUCAACGGUGGGCUAGACGGAAAUGACAAGAAGCCCCAGGAACCCCAGCGUAUCCGUCGAAGAAGUACUCUACCAUGGAGCGGAGGCAACCUAGAGUCUCGACAAUCGAAGCUAGAAGACAUUGCUCGGAGCAGAAUGGCUGACACGUGGUUUUCGAUUCACUGCGAUGGCAUCGACAGCCCUGUAUACGUCAGCGAAGUCGUUGAGAAAACAACGAAUCCGGCAUUCCGCGUGUUCGACCUCAAUGUAUGCGGACCUCAUAUUUCCAGAGUUGAUCAAGUCACUGUGAGACUGUGGGUCAAAUCGGAGCAUAUGAGUGACUACAUCUUGCUGCUCGAGCUUCAGUUGAGCCUCAAGUCCCUGCAAUUUGUUGGCAAGUCAUUGGAGACUUUUCACCAUCCACUUCCUACAAACUGCAUUUUGUUCCACUUUUCCGAUGGAAUCUUUACAAAUCUUACUGAUUUUCCUCCCGCUCAAAAUACUUCCACGGGCUCUAGGAAUGGCACAUUUCGGAUGAUCGAGCCCCAGAAUACCUCUUCUUACGAUGCUCUUAUGCGCUUAGCAAAUCUUGAUGAUUGCAUACAGGAUGCACUAGCAACUAGAGAAAGGCUGGAAUCUCAAAUCAGCGUUAUCCUGGAAAACCACCACAGAAGCUUGCACUUGCUUGGCCAAGUUCAACAGGCCGAAGAGAAGGCUUCUUUGAUUAAAAGAAGUAUUGCCAACGAGAAGAAGCAGGUCCGCUGGAGUGCUAAACGCAAGGAGGACUUGCUCUCUAGCAUCAAAGCUCGGAGGGAAGCCAUGGCUUCUGCCCGUGAGAGGCAGACCAGAACGCAGAGUCAUUUGCCUGACGCCCGGCUGAAAUUGACCUCUAGCGCCUCUUUGUUGGACAAGAACUAUGAAGAUACUAAAGGCCAAAUUCGCCGGAUUAGCGAGGACCUGUUGGACAUAUAUCCCAUUGAGCCUAUCUCAGACAAAGCAUUGGCUUUCACUAUUGCCGGGCUGCAUCUCCCCAACUCCAACUUUGAUGACAUUGACAGGGAGCUGGUAGCAGCGGCGCUUGGGUACGCCGGCCAUCUUGUCUACUUGCUCUCGUUCUAUCUUUCAGUUCCUCUGCCGUACCCUAUCCAACCAUAUAUGUCGAGCACCUUUAUUCAAGAUCCGGUCUCUUCUGCUCUACCACGGCGGACCUUCCCCUUGUACCCGGUCAAUGUUCAAUACCGCUUUGAGUAUGGCGUAUUUCUACUAAACAAGAACAUUGAGGUCCUUAUGAACCGGGUUGGCCUCCGAGUUCUCGAUAUUCGGCAUACCCUGCCUAACCUGAAAUAUCUACUCUACGUCCUGACAGCUAGAACGAAUGAGCUGCCUGCCAGGAAAGCCGGGGGCGUCCGGGGCCUCCUUCUGGGACGGGGCACACCGCUACUGUCCAGGCAGGGCAGUCAGGACAGCUUUGCAAGCGGCGAGACGGUGAUAUCCCGAGGCAUGCCGUCCGAAUCAUACCCAGCGAAGCACUCGCUCAUGGCCACUAUGACUCCUGAAACCUCGAAGAAUUUGAGAAGCGCAGUUUGA
This is a messenger RNA of Talaromyces atroroseus, 1866 nucleotides long. RefSeq lists its product as hypothetical. Gene Ontology annotation, cellular component: lytic vacuole; endosome. Gene Ontology annotation, biological process: SNARE complex assembly. NCBI's taxonomy places the organism in Eukaryota, Fungi, Ascomycota, Eurotiomycetes, Eurotiales, Trichocomaceae. Bases 1 to 1866 code for a protein of 621 amino acids. The record is from RefSeq and is a predicted model, not a curated record. The transcript has 2 exons. Gene Ontology annotation, molecular function: SNARE binding.